Gigantopelta aegis is the source of this 2089-nucleotide messenger RNA. Its product is annotated as polyubiquitin-C. Gene Ontology annotation, molecular function: protein tag activity; ubiquitin protein ligase binding. The transcript has 2 exons. The record is from RefSeq and is a predicted model, not a curated record. The coding region runs from base 141 to 1970 and encodes 609 amino acids. Gene Ontology annotation, cellular component: cytoplasm; nucleus. NCBI's taxonomy places the organism in Eukaryota, Metazoa, Mollusca, Gastropoda, Neomphalida, Peltospiridae. Gene Ontology annotation, biological process: protein ubiquitination; modification-dependent protein catabolic process.
GUUGGACCAAUCCCUAUUGACCUACGACAUCAUGUGACUUCUAUUAUUUAUACCCUCGUUGCCGCCUUGACGAUCAGUUGCUGCUUAUUUUCUAGAAGACAAGUGAUAGAAAUAUUUAAGAUACUAGGACAUAAAUAGCUAUGCAGAUCUUUGUAAAGACGCUUACUGGGAAGACCAUCACCCUUGAGGUCGAACCCUCUGACACUAUUGAUAAUGUGAAAGCCAAGAUCCAGGAUAAAGAAGGAAUCCCCCCUGACCAACAGAGAUUGAUCUUUGCAGGGAAACAGUUGGAAGAUGGACGCACACUUUCUGACUACAACAUUCAGAAAGAGUCCACCCUUCAUCUUGUCUUGCGUCUGCGUGGAGGCAUGCAGAUCUUUGUGAAGACCCUCACUGGAAAGACCAUCACCCUCGAGGUCGAACCCUCGGACACUAUUGAUAAUGUGAAAGCCAAGAUCCAGGAUAAGGAAGGAAUCCCCCCAGACCAACAGAGAUUGAUCUUUGCAGGGAAACAGUUGGAAGAUGGCCGCACACUUUCAGAUUACAACAUUCAGAAAGAGUCCACCCUUCAUCUUGUCUUGCGUCUGCGUGGAGGCAUGCAGAUCUUUGUGAAGACCCUCACUGGAAAGACCAUCACACUUGAGGUCGAACCCUCGGACACUAUUGAUAAUGUGAAAGCCAAGAUCCAGGAUAAGGAAGGAAUCCCCCCAGACCAACAGAGAUUGAUCUUUGCUGGUAAGCAGUUAGAAGAUGGCCGCACACUUUCAGAUUACAACAUUCAGAAAGAGUCCACCCUUCAUCUUGUCUUGCGUCUGCGUGGUGGUAUGCAAAUCUUUGUGAAGACCCUCACUGGAAAGACCAUCACCCUUGAGGUCGAACCCUCAGACACUAUUGAUAAUGUGAAAGCCAAGAUUCAGGAUAAGGAAGGAAUCCCCCCAGACCAACAGAGAUUGAUCUUUGCUGGUAAGCAGUUGGAAGAUGGCCGCACUCUUUCAGAUUACAACAUUCAGAAAGAGUCCACCCUUCAUCUUGUCUUGCGUCUGCGUGGAGGCAUGCAGAUCUUUGUGAAGACCCUCACUGGAAAGACCAUCACCCUUGAGGUCGAACCCUCGGACACUAUUGAUAAUGUGAAAGCCAAGAUUCAGGAUAAGGAAGGAAUCCCCCCAGACCAACAGAGAUUGAUCUUUGCUGGUAAGCAGUUGGAAGAUGGACGCACUCUUUCAGAUUACAACAUUCAGAAAGAGUCCACCCUUCAUCUUGUCUUGCGUCUGCGUGGAGGCAUGCAGAUCUUUGUGAAGACCCUCACUGGAAAGACCAUCACCCUUGAGGUCGAACCCUCGGACACUAUUGAUAAUGUGAAAGCCAAGAUUCAGGACAAGGAAGGAAUCCCCCCAGACCAACAGAGAUUGAUCUUUGCUGGUAAGCAGUUGGAAGAUGGACGCACUCUUUCAGAUUACAACAUUCAGAAAGAGUCCACCCUUCAUCUUGUCUUGCGUCUGCGUGGAGGCAUGCAGAUCUUUGUGAAGACCCUCACUGGAAAGACCAUCACCCUUGAGGUCGAACCCUCUGACACUAUUGAGAACGUGAAAGCCAAGAUCCAGGACAAGGAAGGAAUUCCCCCAGACCAACAGAGAUUGAUCUUUGCAGGGAAACAGUUGGAAGAUGGACGCACACUUUCUGACUACAACAUUCAGAAGGAAUCUACACUUCAUCUUGUAUUACGACUUCGUGGUGGUAUGCAAAUCUUCGUGAAAACCUUGACCGGUAAGACAAUUACUUUGGAGGUGGAACCUUCAGACACAAUCGAGAAUGUGAAAGCCAAGAUCCAGGAUAAAGAAGGCAUCCCACCAGAUCAGCAGAGAUUGAUCUUUGCAGGGAAACAGUUGGAAGAUGGACGCACACUUUCUGACUACAACAUUCAGAAGGAAUCGACGCUUCAUCUUGUGCUGCGUCUUCGGGGAGGAUUUUAAUACCCAGUUUUUACUGAACAGUUCCAUUUGAAAGAUUGUAUACAAACAUUUGAAUUUAUACAUUUGAAUUUUUAAUUCAUACAUGUGUUUUUAAACUAGUAAAGUUACUUCAAUUGAAA